UCUUUUGUUUUUGUGGUUCGUCACUUCCGGGUGUGCGAUGGCAUGACCAUAGAGUAGACAGUAGUGGGUCAAGAAAAUCCUGCUGAUUCUGUGAUGGGGGCAGACAGCGGUCCCGGAGCUCCUGCAGUCCCGUGGCGUAAAGUGCUGUAUGAACGCCAGCCUUUCCCAGACAAUUACGUGGACCGGCGUUUUCUGGAGGAGCUGCGGCGCAACAUCCGAGUCCGUCAGUACCGUUACUGGGCAGUAGUGCGUGAGACGGGGCUCAUCGCACAGCAGGUGUCCUGCGUGGCUGUCUUCCUCACAUUAUGGUCUUACAUGGAGCAGGGAGACCUGGAGCCAUCCCUGGUGUUGUGGGUCUGUCUGGGCUGUGCUCUGCUGGGCUACGGCCUCUACGAGAUCCUGGGAGGCGCUUGUGUUCGGGAGCGCACGCGACUGGCCGACCUGCAGAGCGCCACCAUCUUCCUGGCAUUUACCUUUGGGUUCUCACCCGUUUUAAAGACUCUGACCGAGUCUGUUAGUACAGAUACGGUGUACGCCAUGUCAGCCGUAAUGCUCCUGGCUCACCUGGUGUCUUUUCCAUAUGCUCAGCCCAGUCCGCCGGGCAGUCUUUCCCUCAACGCGGCUCUUUUCGGGUCGGUGUGCCUGGCGUCCCGGCUGCCUGGCGCCCUGCAUACCUUCACCAUGCUGAGCUGUGCCCUCCUGGUGUUCGCUCUCUGGCCCUGCCUGCUGCACCGCAUGCGGGACAAGGCGGAGUGGAGCUUCCCGUGGGCAGCGGUGCUGGUGUGUCUGGCUGGAGUCGGGGGUAUGGGGAGCCUGUGGCCCGAGGGGGCACUUCUUCUCUCUCUGGCACUGUUAACAUUAACGUUACUCUGUCCACUGUUAUUAGUCCUCCUGCAGAGGCACAAGGACAAUAUCCACGGUCCUUGGGACGAGGCAGAGAUCAGAGAGGACUUGUCCCGAUUCCUGAAUUGAAACUGCCUACAGGAUUUUAACACUGUUUUAAAUGCUUUUGAGAGUCUUUUGCACUUUGAUUAAAGGGAUAUUUUAUCCCAAUAUGAACUCGUUUACUCUUGUCGAUCCAAAUCUGUAUGACUUUCUUCUGUAGAACGCAAAACAAGAUAUUUUGAGUAUCUUUUAUGUUCCACAGAAGAAAAGUCACACAGGUUUUGACAUGAGGGUGAGUAAAUAAUGACAGAAUGUUUGUUUGUGGGUGAACUGUCCCUUUAAGCUCAGGGAUGAAAAAGAACUGUUACUGAGAAACUACAUCUCAUUUUGCCAAUAUAAAACGUAACUAUUAAAUGAGUGAACCUCAUUAAAACAUAUCCAGGUCACAUUUAGCACCGACUUGAAAAGAAAAAUCAAAUAUGAAUUUAUGUUUUACUUAAAGUCUAACACAAAUAGCUAAUUCCCGCACGCUGCUAUAGCUCGCAAAUCGUAUUUUAAUGCAACGUUUCGGUCAUGCGACUUUCAUCGGUCAUUGUUUUGGUGCCUGGUGAAGAUCGCAUGAAUGAAAUGUUGCAUUAAAACACGAUUUGCAAGCUAUAGCAGUGUUCUUCUAUUUAUUCCUAUGCA
Messenger RNA from Rhinichthys klamathensis goyatoka, 1572 nucleotides. It is a transcript of the gene pigc, whose product is annotated as phosphatidylinositol glycan anchor biosynthesis, class C. Bases 94 to 972 code for a protein of 292 amino acids. The transcript has 2 exons. NCBI's taxonomy places the organism in Eukaryota, Metazoa, Chordata, Actinopteri, Cypriniformes, Leuciscidae. Gene Ontology annotation, cellular component: glycosylphosphatidylinositol-N-acetylglucosaminyltransferase (GPI-GnT) complex; membrane. The record is from RefSeq and is a predicted model, not a curated record. Gene Ontology annotation, biological process: GPI anchor biosynthetic process.